UCAUGAUUGAGAACACAAUUUUUACAAUGCUGCUUUUUCUUUGUCUUUUGAAAGGAAUAUAAAGCCUUUACAGAGUUAAUCGUUAUGGACCCUUUCAUUCUUGCUUCUAAAAUGUAUUUCUGAGAACUUGUCACUUUCAGUUUAUAUUAUGAGAGAUAAAAACGUAGAUAACAGCUUCUAGUCAGAAAGUCCUUUUUUUCUCCUAAAUGCAGAAUGAUUUCAGACUUUCCCUAAUGACAGUAUGGAAAGUACAUUUACACCCUGCAUCCUAUUUUGAUCAAGUUCACAAAUAAGCCUGUCUGACUUAGGGACUUCCUGUUCUGCCCUCGGAAUCUGUGACUUCAAGAACAAUGCACUCGAGCUUCUCGAUAAAAACUAAGUUGGAAGAGUGAGAAUGCUUUCCGUCCUGAUAAGUAGCUGGUAAUGAAUCAUGGACACCAAUGCUUCAAACCAGACAUGGACUCCAACAAGCAUCUUGAGUUCUUCCAAAUGCAGCCUAGCAUACAAUGAGAGUGUGCACUUUGUGAUGGCAAUCUACAGUGUUGUUUUGGUGAUUGGAUUUCCAGCAAACAUAUUAACAUUGUGGUUAACAAUACUGCAGAUACGUAGAAAAAAUGUACUGGCCGUCUAUCUGUUCAGUCUAUCUUUAAGUGAAUUGAUGUACUUAGGGACACUACCUCUCUGGAUCCUUUAUGUGAAGAAUGACCACAAAUGGGAAUGGGGCGCUUUGGCUUGCAAGAUCACUGGGUACAUCUUUUUCAACAACAUAUACAUAAGCAUAUUCCUGUUGUGCUGUAUUUCUCUAGACCGAUUCUUGGCAGUUCAGUACUCCUUGGAAUCCCGAGGUGUGAGACGUCAGAGAAUAGCCACAAUUGUAACUUUUGCUCUAUGUUUUUCUGUAGCACUGGUUCAGUCUACUGCAUUCUUUAUAAAAGACGGAGACACGGAAGAACAAUCAACUUGCUUUGAAACAUUGCCAAUGUCUCUGAUGACUGCUAAUUUCUAUUUUGCUCGAUUUAUUAUUGGCUUUUUAAUACCUUUAUUUGUUCUCAUAUUUACAAACUGCAGCAUAAAAAGAAAGAUUCAAAUAAGUGACAGCUUCUCACACCACCAAAAAUCCAAAGUAAAGUAUUUGUCAAUAGCUGUAAUAACCAUAUUUAUGAUUUGUUUUGCCCCUUAUCAUCUUGUUCUCCUUAUUAGGGCCAUAGCUUUUGUUUUGAACCCAAAUAACUCUUGCCAGUUUGAGGAAAAUAUUUACACAUCUAAUGCAGUACUCCUUUGCCUAGUCACGGUAAAUAGUGUGGCUGAUCCAUUUAUCUACGUGCUGGUAAGUGAAAAUGUGAGAAAGGACAUCUGCAGAGGUCUACGAACAUGGAGAAGGCAACUGUCGACAUCUGUCAAAAGUGACAAUAGCAAUUACCCUCAUAUUUACAGCUCCAAAGAACUCCAAGGAGAGAAUUCUUCUGCACAACCUGCACAUCUUUUAUAACCUCAAAACUGCCAGACAGUACUUUUAUUAAUGGAAUGGAAAAUAGCUUUUUAAGGUUUGCUCGAUAAUAUCGAACUUGCACUGCUUGGAACGAACAGGUACUAGGUGGUAAAUAGUGCUCCAGUUAAGUAACCCACUGAAACCAGGGAAACACUUAUAUUCAUUGUUAAACUAAUAGAUAAGAUAAUUGCUAUGGGUUACAGCAGUGGAACAAACCCGCAGAGUGCUAAUAAGCCAGCUUAAUUUAAUAUAAAGAAUACAAAAGCUUUUUAAUUUAUCAGUUUCUUUUGGUGUAUAUAUAUGUAUUUAUUAAGCAGCAAGUGGCUGCCAAAUGCAAAAUAUCUGUUAACAGGCUUCUAAAAUGAUAAUAAAUCAAUGUUAAACCAAAGCUCAAAACCAACUGACCCAUAAAAUGUGGUUCAUUUACUGCACAAAAAAUGUAGGCCAUUUUAACAUAAGCAUCUCACUCAUACACACACACACUCAGGAAACCUCGGACUGCCGUGUUCAUAGGGUACCACUGGGACUCUUAUGAACUCCCUAGGAAGACUUCUUCUGCACUUUUUAAGGUUGGCUUAACAAUAUCUAUCUUAGACUGGUGGUCCCCUUUUACUAAUAUGAUUUUUUCCAGUGUAGUGAGUCCUUUUACUCUGGGCUCGGGCUGCACUGCAUUCAAAACGGUAAGUAGGCAAAUAGAUUACAAAUGUAUAACUAAGGGAGUCUGUGGGAACCUUACUUGUACUUUGCCACAAGAUAAUGGCGAAAAACUUUACAUUGUAUUUUUAAAAUUAUAUACAGUACUGUGCAAACCACAAGGCUGAUGUUACAUGUAAGCCUUGCAAAGCUUCUAAAACAUUGAAUACUUAUUGAUAUGUUUAUCAUGUUCUCAAUACAAAAAUGUAAAUAAAAGUAAUUUUACACCAGUUACCUUUUUGGUACCAAGCCCUGAGACUGAGUGUUACAUUUGAUAGGCUUUUGUGGUCUUACCAAUAAAACAACUGCUGUACAUAUAGACUCAUGUCCAGAAGUUUGGAUGCCGCCAUAAAUCUUCAUGCUUUGUCAGGAAAGAGAAACCUCUCUUGUCUACUGCAUAUGGCUCUGGCCAAUCAUUAAUACUAGAAAUUACUGAACACAUAAGAAAUUUAACCCAGAUAUGGACAGGGCAAUUUUAAGUAAAAUUAUUAAAACUCCUUGUUUAACUAAAACAAUAGAGCCCUGGCAGAGAGACUAGCAACUAGAAAAGCUAUACUACAGAAAUAGUUGUCAACUACAACACCAUCGAUAAAAAUCUUGUUAAACAAACUGCAGUUUCUUUUCCAUAUGGACAGGUUAGAGACAUUCAUAAAUAAACUCAUACUGGUAAGUGUUUGUGAUAGUUGGUAUAUAUUGUCUCUCUCUUAACACUAAGAGAGAUUUACCAAAGGUUGAGUUUUAGAGGUUAGUGAGGUUUUUUAUACCUCAAAUGAAUUCACAACUCGAAUGUUUUCGAAUUUAAGAAAAAACUUGAAUGAAUAAAACUAAAAUCAGUGAAUUCGGGGGGGAACAACUCUGAAAUUUUAGUUUUCUUUAUAAAAUCCUGAAAAAUUUGGGCUGGGCUGGUACAAAUGAGGAAAGCUGGAUUAUGUUAGUUUAACAUAAUUAUAUUAGUUUAAUUAUUUGUAUGUUGUAUGUUAUUUGUAUGUUUUAAUUGUUCAAACUUCCAGUCUACGAGGUAACUAGGCACUCAUUUUUUAAUGACUGCAUGUUCCCCUAUCUUCAGUUCAUACCUAUUGUCUUUAAAGGUUUAUGAUUGUUAAAAUGAUGCUUGCACAAUAUAUUAUUGACAGCCGAACCACACAAAUUUGGAGUAUCUUUAUUAUGUAUACAUUAAAUAUGCUUUUACGAUACAUUUUCAUAAAAUAUUAUUAUUAAAAAAUUUUGAAAGUGCAAUCACUGUCCCAGACUGGCAAGCACAAGCUCCAUUUACAUUUUAGCCUUAUUGUUCUAUCAUCUGGGUAUGUAUGGCCAGUGUGGUCCAAGCGUGGUGCAGAAGGACUUUGCCAGUUCCAGUUCAUCUACUUUGGCCUCAUAUCAAAAUAGAACAAAUAACAAAUGACUUGCAACAUUCUGUUUAUGGUAUUUCAUGCACUGUUUUGUCCUUUGUUUAUACCUGGCUUAUUCACACAACUUGACUGUAGAAAACAGAGGUCAGUUAGCAUCCUACAGUACCUACAGUACUCUGACCUGAUAU
Messenger RNA from Xenopus laevis (African clawed frog), 3719 nucleotides. It is a transcript of the gene gpr132.L, whose product is annotated as G protein-coupled receptor 132 L homeolog. Gene Ontology annotation, cellular component: membrane; plasma membrane. Gene Ontology annotation, molecular function: G protein-coupled receptor activity. Gene Ontology annotation, biological process: negative regulation of G2/M transition of mitotic cell cycle; G protein-coupled receptor signaling pathway; signal transduction. The record is from RefSeq and is a predicted model, not a curated record. The transcript has 2 exons. Lineage: Eukaryota; Metazoa; Chordata; Amphibia; Anura; Pipidae. The coding region runs from base 431 to 1489 and encodes 352 amino acids.